Prorocentrum cordatum is the source of this 5867-nucleotide messenger RNA. NCBI's taxonomy places the organism in Eukaryota, Dinophyceae, Prorocentrales, Prorocentraceae. The record is from the annotation of a GenBank genome assembly.
UAGGGCCUGUAAACAGUUUGGUUCAGUGCUGGCUCAGCCUUUGUUUUUUUGCAUUCCCUGGUUAAGCCUACCUUGGACCUUGCUCGAGUGCCGUGGAGAUGGUGGUGAUAUCGACCCUGCUGCUCCUCCUCUGUGCCCCGCGCGCGAAAGCCUCCGCGCUGCCACACCUGCGCAUCGCCGGCUCGUCCACGGUGAAGCCUGUGGCGGAGCAGUGGCAGAACGCGUUGCUCCCGAACUACACGAUCACGCUCGAGGGGGGCGGCUCGAGCUCCGGGGCGCGGCGCGUGUGCCUGCCACCCGGCGACCCGGAGCACGUGGACAUCGGCGACAUGUCUCGCGAGUGGAAGACCUCGGAGGCGCAGCUGCUGGACGACGGGUACACUUACGAGUGCCUCGAGAGCGGCAACCGGGUCACGCAGAUCAUGGUGGCCAUAGACGGUCUGGCAGUGGCUAUCAAGCGGGACAGCGCAGCUCACGCGUGCAUCGACACCAUCGGAGGCCUGACGCUCGCACAGCUGCGCUGGAUCUUCUCCGACUGGAGCGAUGCGGAGCUGGAGGAGGAUGGCGUUUCCAUUGCGUCGUGCGUGCCCAACAUGGACGACGACGCUGUCAAGGAGUGGAGCGACUUAGACGUCAGGUGCGAGGAGACGCCGAUCAACCCUUACGGCGCCGGCGACCAGUCUGGCACCCACGACUUCUUCGGGGAGACGGUCCUGGGCGACUUCGGGGGGACUGAGUACUUCCCGGUUUGCGACGCCGACGAUUUGCAUUAUCUUGAAGGUCUCGACGAGGACGCUGCGGACCUCUACAUUCAGUCUCAGCGGACUUCGAAUUGCGUCAUGCCCUCGGAGGAUGACCAUCUCCUGUUGCAGUGGCUGCUCGCAGACACAGGGGGCAUCGCAUAUUUCGGGUACGCCUACUUUGCCCAGUUCACUGACACAGUCGCUGCCAUUGCGAUCGCGAAGGACACGGAGUUGGGGGUGGCAGAAACGCUCUUGGCCAAAAUUACACCCGACAGCGAGAGCAUCGUCGACGGCUCCUACUCGGCAUUCAAGCGCGACUUGUACAUGAACGUGUAUAACAACGCAUGGAACGUCUCUGGGGAUUUUUUACUGUUCGGCUUCAGCCCCGAUGGACAGGACCUCGUCGAGGAGACAGGGUACGUGACUGUGAACAGGGACCAGCACGCAGAUAUGAGUGUCCGCAUUGGUGUCGGCGUGAUGACUGGAGGGAACCUGGAGGCGGACUAUGUGCCGGUACCUCCCGACAGCUGCGCUGUUGGGUCGGGCCUGAUCUCAUGGGAGUUCACCAACGAAUUUGGGAACGACAAGAUCGGCUACGCAUGCGAAAGCUGCACGGCCGGCACAGUGAAGAACAACGACGAGUCCAGUCCUUGCGAUCCUUGCCCUCCCGGCUUCUUCACCAACGAGACUGGCCAGACGACAUGCGAGCCUUGCCCCCAUGGCACCGCCGCCACCGAGCAUGGCUCGAACAGCUGCUCCAUGUGCUCCCUGAACGAGCACCAGCCGCUGCCCGGGCAGGGGAGCUGCCUGGCCUGCAGCGCCGGGCGCUUCACGGAGCUCCCCGGGCAGUCCACCUGCAUGUCGUGCGCGCUGGGCACCUACAUGCCCCCGGGCGGCAACUACACCUGCGAGGCGUGCCCCGCGGGCAUGACCACCAUCUACAGGGCGGCCACGGCCAAGGAGAGCUGCAAGUGCGCCGAGGGGACCUACCUGGCGGAGGGCGGCGGCCUGGACGGCCCGUGCGUCGACUGCCCAGUGGGCAUGCAGUGCGCGUUCGGGAGCACCUUCUCGAACUUCUUCGCCGUCGACGGUAGCUUGAAAGCGGCUUCGGAUGACGAUCAGCCUUUCCCGGUGGUCGAGGAGGGCUACAUGACCCGGAUUGACGAUCUGUUGAGGGUGUUCAAGUGCAAAGACAAGAGCCAUUGCCCAGGUGGCGCUCCCGCUACUUGCGCCCGGGGGCGUGAUAGCGGCGAGGUUGCUUGCGCAAGGUGCGAGGACUAUACGUACGAGGAGGGUGAGGAGUGCCACGCUUGUGAAGCAAACGCUACAUGGCUUGUUGUAUUGGCAUGCUUCGUUGCCGUCGUGGCAGUCUGUGUUGGAACCAUAUCCGUGAACCGUAAUUUGUUGAUGCAGACGAGCUCGACUCUGAUGUGUGUCAUCAUGGCUAGCCAGAUGUUCCUCGGCCUCCAGACGUUUUCGGUCUUCACGUUCUUCAGCCUGGAGUGGUUCGAACCGUUGCGGGGCAUGCUCAAAAUCAUGUCAUUGAUAAGUUUUGAUCUCAAGAUUUUGCGUAUAUCUUGUUCAAUGGGUUCCAACCCCACGUCGAAUUAUGCACUUCGGCAAUUUGUUGCUCCGCUCGCGGUCCCGUGGAUCUGCGGCACCGUGGCGGUCAAAAAACAGUUCGAUCCCAAAACAAUGCACUUCAGGGAGGCUGUCAACACCAUCGGCACAGUCUUUCAGGUAUUCUUCAUCUCGAUCGUGCUCUCAGCAUCGGCCCCCCUGGUGUUUUACGACCACCCGAACAACGCUGGCAGUUCGCUCGUGAGCGAUCCGGCCGUCCUCUACUUCGAGAGCAACGAGCACUAUUCGAUGCUAGCGGUUGGCAUCCUCGCCAUGGUCAUGGUACCCUUGCCAUUCCUGUCUUUCGUGCUCUACGGCACUCUGAAGUACCCUAAGUAUGCAGCGGUGGGUGCCGAUACCGAUUUUUUCGGUUUCGCAUCCUUCCGUUUCCUCUUCUUUCGCUUCAAGCCUUCUCGCUACUACUACGGCUUGAUCAUGCUCGUGCGGAACCUGUUCCUCUGCCUCGUGCCCGUCGUUAUCGAGUCGGACGUCGCCGCUCAGGUCAUUAUCACGUCCGUCCUCAUCCUGGCCACCAUGGUGUUGCAGGUGGAGCUCGCCCCCUGGAAGCUGGCGGCGGCAAACUACGCCGACGCGGCCUGCAGCUCCACGCUGCUGAUGGUCCUCAUCUGCGGAGCGAUGGCGGCGAACGUGGACGUCCAGAACUCCUCGAUCCCGGCCUUUGCCUCCGUGCUCGUCGGUUUCUUCUUCGCCGUCGGAGCUGUCCUCGUCGUGGCCUCUGUGUUUUACUACUUCAAGCCCUUUCCCACGUAUGCCUUCUUCAUCUGUCAUCACAGAGAGGGCGCCCAGGCGCAGGCGCGGCUGCUGAAGAUGAUAUUGACGUCCAAGACAGGCAAGCCGGUCCUCACCGACACGGAUGACCUCAUGCAAUUGGAUUCGUUGUUCGACACAGUCAAGACGCAAGUUCACCAUUUGGUGGUCUACUUGACGAGGGACACUCUGAGCAGGCCAUGGUGCGCUGGCGAGAUCGUGACUGCACUCAUGUGGCGCAGGCGGGUCACUGCGGUGGUCACGGACAGCUUCGUGCCGCCGAACGAGGUUGAUUAUGCGGACAUGGCCAAGUAUCUGGAUUUGAGCAGCUGCUCGCUGAACGCUUUCGGCAUCACAAACGACAGCGUGGUCUCUGCAUACCGCAGCCUUAUGAGCGACGACGUCAAGAAAGUCCACAUGCGCAGUGACUUGAAGGGCAUGACUCGCUUCGAGGAUGUCACCAACUUCCUCAGUGACGGCCAGGCGGCGAAUGCUGCGUCGAUUGAGACAGGGACCAAGGCCAGUUCCGAGGCCCUCCCCGGGAAGCCCAGGGCGGUCUUGAUCUCCUCGGAGCCCGGCAACGACGAGGCCCUGGCCGCCGCCCUCAUCUUGUUGCAGAAGAUCCAGCCCCAGCUGAAGGGUCUCGUCCCCGAGGGGGUACGGGUCAUCGACGAGUACGCCAGGGACGAGGGCGCGAUUCUCCGUGCCGUCGAAGCCGCGCGCGCGUUGCUGGUCCUGCUCUCCCCAGGAACGCUCGCAGCCCCCGAACAGAUCACGGCGAUCGAGCAGAUCAUGUUGUCGAUCGAGAAGGCCGAGAAUGCGGGCCUGCCACCUCCCGCCGCGGUCUCCAUAUGCCUGCCCGGGUUCCAGGUCCCCUCCGACGAGUUCUACAGCGAGAAGGUCCGCAGGGUGUCGCAGGGGCAGAAGUCGGCCACGCUGAUCCGCUCGUUCUUCCAGCAGGGCGCCGUGCACUUCUCCGUCGGCGCCUCCGAGCAGACCCUCGACGCGCAGGUCUCGGAGGUGGUGCUCCGCGUCCCCCGCUCCGGGGAGCAGGAGGGCCCCGAGGAGCGGGAGGUGCACGGCGCGGAGGAGGAGCACCGUCGGCAGGGCCACGGCGGCAGCACCGCCGCGGACGGCGAGGGCAGGGCAGCCGACGGCGCGCCGCGGGAGGCGGGCCCCCCGGCGGGCCCGCAGCCGGAGGCGGGUCAGGGCGGCGGCGACAGUGCUCCGCUGCAGAUAUAGCGUGGACUCGAGGCCGAAGCCAGGAGGAGGAAGAGGAGGUGCCGUGUGUUGCAGCUCGAAGCAGACAAAGAGCGCUGCACACACAAGCAUGAACUUUUUGCAGCCCGCGCGGGCUUCUCGGAUCCGUGCGGGCCCCCCCUUUCCUGGCGCGCGGAGCGCGCCAGGGGCGGCGCUGGAGGCCCGCGCAACAGAAGCCAGGUCCCCCUACCCAAUGCGUGCCAAUGCAUGCGGGUCCUCUAGCCUGCUGUGCCGAAUCUUCGUACGCAGCCAUUCUGCACGUUGCUGGGUGUGGAGCGAUCACCGGCUGCUUCGCAUGUCCCUGCCAGGACGAUUCUCCGACAUGGCAGAUCCGUGCAGCACGCCGGCGCGUCCUCGAAGCUUCUUGCACGAGGGCAUCCUGGUUGUGGCAGGCACGUGGGUGCUUUCCCCGCCCGCCAACAGUCUCCCGAUACAGCAGCUCUCGCCGCAAAGUUUGGAUUGCACCGGCUUGCUCCCCAUCGCGUGCUUGUAUCAGGCAGCCCCGCCUUGGCGGUGCCUGUUCUGGCUGCCUCGGCGUUUGUUCUUUUUGUUCCCCGCCCUGAGUACGGCUCACGCUUUUCCCGCCGCAGCGCCGCCUGGUUCUCGAUGGCCUGCGACUGUGCGUUUGGCAACCUCAACGUUCAUCCCGCCUUCUCCUACUCGGCUUAUUCCAUCUCGCACUUGGCACCGUGUGCCACUCGAAAUUAUCACACAUGUGUACACGGUCCAGGGGCGUUGCGGCAUUUCACUUGGACAGUAGAGUUCAAUGUCUCGCGCCAGGGCGGGAUCUGGCAUCAGCCUGGUAAGGUCGUGCUCUCUGCCAUCGUGAAUUGUACUCAUUACGCAGGCAAGCGAAUCCACACCGCGAGGUGUGCUCUCUGGCAUCCGUGAAGCGAAGUGCAGACUCGUGCUCCUGUUCCUCCCUGCCUCUCCUCUUCUGCUUCGUCCCCUUCAUCCUUCCCCUCCUCUCCCUUCGCCUUCUGCCCUUCUUGUGAAUUCAGGCUGGCCAGGCUCCUGCACAGCUGCUUUCUACGGGGCGGGGCGGCUCGUUGGUGGAAUAACUAUUCGAUCACCCAGCGAACAGCAAAACAAGCACGCACACGAUUUCAGGGUCGAUGGCGUGCGCCCGCUCUCGGGAUGAAGGUCGGUCUACUGGGGGUCCGCACGGUCCAACGCGCCUAGCUUCUGCGCUGUCUGAGGGCGGCUGGCUGCCGAGAGCUGGGCGCCUCAAUGGUCAAGCUGCCGGGCUGGGAGUGCAACGGUAGUGCGCGGAAGGACUGCGGCCCGUCUCGGCCUGGUUCCCAACGCUUGGCGUCGAGGCGCAGCUCCUCGCCAGAGGGUUGAGCAGUUGCUGCACGGACGGGCCGCGGCCCCGAGUGGCUGGAGGGGGGUCUUUCUCACGCCUCGCGCUGUUCGUUGAGGCAUCAUUCUUGCGCCCCAGGAUGUUUUGGUGGGGGUCCUUCUCGAACCCAUGUG